Messenger RNA from Parnassius mnemosyne (clouded apollo), 2421 nucleotides. Lineage: Eukaryota; Metazoa; Arthropoda; Insecta; Lepidoptera; Papilionidae. The record is from the annotation of a GenBank genome assembly.
AUGUGCAUAGCCGAAUGUUUGCAGAAAAUUACUUUGGCGUUCCUAAUGUUCGCCAUAUCGAAGUCGCCAUCCGCUACAGAUAACUCUAUAAGUGCAGGUAGCUCACUGACACCGGUAACAGGAACAGUGACACGGGUCUCGUCCGUUGCCGGUGGCGAUGCGGAUCUUCCCUGCGACUCAAGACCGCCGCAGUAUAAUGACAGCCUUCUUCUUGUCGUGUGGUACAGAGACGACAAUCCUGUUUACAGCUACGACACGAGAGUUCAAGGGCCCACCGCACACUGGACCGAUGACGCGUUCGCCGAGCGUGCCCGCUGGCUUGGAAUGCCAAACUCCGCUUUGCACCUUAGCAAUGUGCAGUCACGCGAUCGAGCAACUUACAGAUGUCGUGUCGACUUUCAGGUUUCUCCAACACGAAACUAUAGGAUCGCACUUGACAUUAUUGAACUCCCAGGCAAGCCGGUAAUCUUCGACGAAUACGGCAAGGAAAUAUCAGAUGUAGCGGGACCUUACUACGAGGGAAGUGAUUUUAAACUAAUUUGCUCCGUAAACGGAGGUAAUCCUAUACCUCGAGUGCAAUGGCUUCAGGGCGAGACGGUUCUCGCUACAUUAGGUGUAGGUGAAAUUCAGCUAGGGCCAACACGAUCGUUGACCAUUCAUAUAACAAAUGCAACAAGAACGCAUUAUGCAACUGUGUAUACAUGUGCUGCUGACAAUACUUUGUUGGCUCCGCCUCAACGAUCAACGAUCCGGGUGGAUCUUUAUUUGCGACCACUAACAGUUGAAAUACUUUCGAGAGAACAGCCUCUGUCAGCUGGAAGAAAAGCCGAACUCUGGUGUAAAUCUGCCGGAGCAAGACCACCCGUCACUAUAACAUGGUGGUUAGGAGGCAAGAAAUUAAAUCCUGAGACAAAGCAACAGAUUGGGAUGGAAGAGGGAAAUGAGACUCAAUCAUUACUUCAAUGGACUCCAUUGAAAGAGCAUAACGGUCAAAUACUCGCAUGCAGAGCGGAACACACAAAGUUCAAUCAAUCAACGAUUGAAAGUCGAUUGAAUCUGAAUAUAUACUAUAUACCAAUCGCUAGAAUGCACUAUGGUGCAAAAAUCAAUCCGAACGACAUUGAAGAAGGCGAUGACGUGUACUUUGGUUGCGAGGUCGACGCAAACCCGCCCGCCUAUAAAGUAGUCUGGGAACACAAUGAUGUUUUAUUACAAAAUAAUCCAUCCAACGGCGUCAUACUAACGGGUAAUACGAACCUCGCAUUACGUAACGUUUCCCGACAUCAAGCGGGAAAAUAUACGUGUACUGCAUCAAACGUGGAAGGCGAUGGAAAGUCGCCUCCCUUACACCUGCAAGUUGUUUAUAAACCAUUGUGUCGAAGAAAAGAGAUUAAAUUGAUUGGCGCUCCAUUACAAGAACCAUCAAACGUGGAAUGUGAAGUUGAUGCUUUUCCUCCACCAGACACAUUUGAGUGGGCACUUAAUAAUUCCGCCGGUUCAAUAAAGGUCGACCCUGACCGAUUCUCAAUAGAUGCAAGUGCAGGCAAAUCGGUACUCACAUACGUACCAGUAUCUGAAAUCGAUUACGGAACUCUGUCUUGCCGAGCAACAAACUUAGCCGGGCAGCAAAUUUCACCAUGUGUAUAUACUUUACUGCCAGCCACAAGGCCCGACCCACCGACUAAUUGUACAGUAUAUAAUCUUACGCAUGAUUCACUUGAUCUAAUGUGUUUAGCAGGAUACGAAGGUGGCCUGCAAUGCAUUUUUGUAGCAGAAGUGUGGGCUAAUGACGGAUUAGUUGUCAAUGCAAGUAAUGGUGCUGCGUUAUGGAAUCUAAGAAGACUGGGAGCUAAAAGACAACUAAAAAUAAUUGUGUAUGCAGCAAAUGCAAGGGGGCGAUCAGAACAUGUAGUGUUCACGGUAGAAACAGCGCCUAGAAUAUCUCCGAGAACUGAAGCACAAGAAUCGUGGGAAGUAAAUUGGGUAGUGGGAGGAGUAUUGGGAGCAGCAUGCACUAUAGCGCUUAUAUUGUGCUUAGCGCUCAUCGCUACAAGAUUAAGGCACAGAUCGCGUGAUUACGAAGUUACAAUGCAAUUAUCGAAAAAUCAAAAAAACACGCCGCAGAAACGGCAAUCUCCGGAUGAUCGAAAUCCUGAUUUGAUCCCACUUAAUAAAGGAGUGAAUUGUCCACCUGAUCCUCCCCACUACUCGACUGUGGUCAAAAAACAAGAGUCUAAGAAUUCAAACGGUGCUAACAGCUUAACAAGCGCUCAAACACCAAGUUCUCUACUACCACCGCCAAGCCAUCAUUCAGAAAGUCAGGUUGACCGAAGCGGUAUCAACGGCACGGCGAGAUUGCACAGAGAGGUCGUUACUACUAGGACACCUUUAUUAGCAGCACAUCAAGAAAGCUGUGUUUAA